AGGGAAGAGGAGGGAGGAGUUAGUGUGAUGCGAGAAGAAGGAGACAUUCCUAUCUUACACACACACAAGGAAUAUAUCCAGGCAGAUCCAUUCGCAUCACCAUCAUCCAUGCCGCUGUACCAUCAUUGAUACCAAUUAACCACCAGCCUCCAAUUAACGCAGGCCUGUUUGCGUCAUCGCUUGGGGAAAAGAGAAUCUCUUUGGAAAUCUGACGAAGUCGUGGUGCCAGAAGCUGGCCAUCCACUGCAACUCAUCGCUGGACUGCUUCUGAACCCCCCCUCCUCUGCAUUUACACCCUCGGGGCACACUGCGGUGAGAUGGAGGCGUGCAGAUGAAUCAUCCAAUUGAGCAACAUUACAGGGCUCCAUAUAGCAGUUCUACUUGGUGUCUGUAAGCAAAAUGACAUAAUACUUCUUAAGAGUGAGUCACUCAGUUGUGGGUAGAGAGAGACACUGGGGAGAGAGACACUGGGGAGAGAGAGAGAGACACUGAGGAGAGAGAGAGACACUGGGGAGAGAGAGACACUGGGGAGAGAGAGACACUGGGGAGAGAGAGACACUGGGGAGAGAGAGAGACUGGGGAGAGAGAGACACUGGGGCUAGAGAGACACUGAGGGAGGGAGAGACUGAGGAGAGAGAGACACUGAGUGAGAGACGCAGGGAAAUAUAGAUACACGGAAAGGAGUGAAACACAGGAAGAGGGAUACACGGAGACGGCGUCACUAAGACAAACACCGAGAGACUGAGAGAGGCACGCACAGGGAUAGAGAGACACACGGAGAGAGAGAGGGGGAGGGAGGGAGCACGUGUGUGCGAGAGAAAGGGAGAGCGGCAGGGAGAGAGAGGGAGGGAGCGGCCGCCAUGCCGGAGCCGAGCAGCGACUACCACGUGGUGGUGUUCGGCGCGGGCGGCGUGGGCAAGAGCUCCCUCGUGCUGCGCUUCGUGCGCGGCACGUUCCGCGAGGCCUACGUGCCCACCGUGGAGGACACCUACCGUCAGGUGAUCAGCUGCGACAAGAGCGUGUGCACGCUGCAGAUCACCGACACCACGGGCUCGCACCAGUUCCCCGCCAUGCAGCGGCUGGCGAUCUCGCGCGGCCACGCCUUCCUGCUCGUCUACGCGGUGACGAGCCGCCAGAGCCUCGAGGAGCUGCGGCCCAUCUACGAGGUCAUCGCGCAGAUCAAAGGCGACGUGUCGGCCGUCCCCAUGAUGCUCGUGGCCAACAAGUGCGACGAGACGGCGCGCGAGGUGGCAGCCGGCGAGGGCGAGACGCAGGCCAGGGCGUGGCGCUGCGCCUUCACGGAGACGUCGGCCAAGAUGGACUACAAUGUCUCCGAGGCCUUCCAAGAGCUGCUCACGCUCGAGAAGCGGCGGCACAUGAGCCUGCAGGUGGACGGAAAGAAAGGCACCAAGGACUCUAGGAGGAGCCUCAAGGAGCACGUGCGGAGGAGAUGCCUGCUCAUGUGAAGCUCAUGUGAAGCUCAUGUGGCGGUCACGGAAGCCCUCGCAAGCGUGCACGUCACGGCCCGCGUGCUACACGGGGUUAACCGGGUCCAACCGGAGUUUUUAUGCAAAAUUUCCUUUUCCUUUAUUUACAUUUUUACUUAUUAUUGUUGCUAUUUUAUACAGAUUUUAACAAACUACUUUUUUUACGUCAGCAACGUUACCCACAACCGCUGUGCGUUCGAUCACGUGCGCGUGUUUUAAAUGUUAAAAUUUUACAUUUUGGGGGUAUUUAGUUUUUGUUUCUUAAGGGCGAGGCUGCCGUUACAGCGGCGGAGGAUCGGUUAUCGGUUAUCGGCACAACUGGAAUGUCCAACCCAGAGGGCGCAGGUUCGACUCCGUCAACGCGAGUUUCUCAAAUCCUCUUUCCCCCAUGCAACCGCCUCUAGCUGUUCACCCGGCUCUACAAACGCAUGUCGCGUAUGGUGGGGUAAAGUGUGGGUACUCUAUUUUUCCCGAAACGUCUGGCCAGCUUGGAAGAGUAGGCCAAACGUUGCUCUAUUAGAGGAAGCACUCUCUCUCUCCUUGGCGAAGGCGCCUUCCCCCACUGGUGGCGUGAGCCAAGCAGUUGCAGGGCUGCCCCUUUACCCUCUCGCCAAGUCUGUGUAAGUUUGGUCUUCGCGACGUGCAGAUGUUGUCGCUCGCCCGAUGGCGAGUUUUACUCUAAAAGCAAUACCCUACGCAUGGAGGGAUUUGUCCCUGUUAUUUAUUAUUUCAAUCGUUUAGCCAGGAAAGCUCCACGACCCUUUUCUUAAGAGGUGUCUUGCCAGGUUUCUUUCGCAGUGAGACGAGGAUGAAGAUCGCUGCUGCUGCUGCUGCUGCUGAUGUGGUCUAUCCCAGGACACCCCCCAGUGGCAGCUUUCCCCGGGCAUUCGUCUGCCAGUCGGGGAGUGCGGAGAGAUGAUUGCUGCUGCUGUGUGUGUGUCAUCCCAAUUGAGUAAAUGUUUCCGCGCAAUUUAUUAUUGACAAAUCUGGCCUCGGUCUUGCGAACAACAUCACAAUGGGGCGGGGGGGGGGGGUCUGUGUGACGUCGACCGUGCGAGUGAAGCGGACGGCGUGUCGCGUGGCGUUGUGUAGUUUCCUUUACUGGCACGGCUGCCACGCCACCACCGUGGUAGUGAUCGGGGCGACCUGCCGGCGUCGAACCGCGUGAACCUGCGGUGGCACGAGCGGCGAGAAAGCCGCCUUCGGGCCGCGCCGCCGUCGCUCGCCUCGGGAAGCGUGGAGCGGCCCCAUUUAUUCAGUUGCUUAUUUUAGCGCCCCAUGAUCGCGUUCAUUUAGCGCCUGAUUGUUUCUUUCUGGCUGCACCGCGCACGUGUGGUUGGGCGCAAUGUCUGAUGUUUCGCACCAUACCCCCCAGCCGCAAACGCACAAACACGAAAGAGUGUCGGUUCAAAACGAUAGCAGUCCGAAUGCUUAAAGCGUGCCCUUUGUUGACCCAGGCACAGCCUCGUCGCGUCUCAACACUCACUCGUGGUAGCUUCCUGUGUUGAUCCCGCGGUGUGGAGUCGCCAGCCGAGGGUUGGUGGAUCACCGCACGCACACACACGCACGCGCACACACGCACACACACACGCACACACACACGCACACACACACACGCACACGUGCCGUGACACUCCCCUCGACGCGUGCGUGUCGAGGGUAAGCUGUGGCCCUGGCUCGUCAGGCAACGGCGGUUCCAGUGAGUGGACUAAUUUCCAUCUGUCCCAUCGUCAAGGGGACUGAGACUCCAUCUGCAUGGCAUCGUGUUGCCCCUCAUACGCGUGGGGUUUCUCCAGGUGCUCGAGUUUCCUCCCGUGUGUGUGAAUACUCAUUAAUGGGCUGGAAACAUCUCGUUUUAUAGAGGACCGCACAGCUUGGGCAAUUGUCGGUAGUGGCAGCUCCUCACCCCUGUGGCUGCUUCUGCCUCUCCGCUCAUCUGCGGUUCCUCCUGGUGCCUCCGAGUCGUCCUCUCUCCGAAUCGUUCUCUCCGCGAGAGCGAGCGGACCCCAUUUGGUGGUUAUGUUUAAAAAAAAUGUAGGACGGCUGCUUGGCCACGAAUCAUUUGACCGUUUGGCUUCCCGUGGAAGGAGGGAACCGGAGAACCCGGAGAAAACGCAGCACCGCGCUGCCGCGCACGAGAAGGGGCGACGCGCAGGCUCGCAGAGUCUCAUCGGACAUCGCGCCGAGCCGCGCACGCCGACGCGACCCGAGCAGCACAACGGAAGAGCCGUGCGGCACAAGCGGCGGAAACCUACGCAAGAAGUUCGGUAGAAUCUCUUUGUCGUAUUUGCUGUUCCGUUUCUUCGUUUGUAUUUUAGCAAAACUUUUUGCACUUUUUUAAACUUGAACGGUGGAUUUUUUGAAGUCCAGAAAACAAAUAAAUAUACGAUUGUUUUUAAUAGGUGGGGUGGGGAGAGGUUUCUCAUCAAUUUGAUUUAAAUUCUCAAGUUGCAGAUUUCUACAUUGGCGAGGUGAGCGGUGGCGCUGCGGUUGGCACGCGCUGCGUUGUAAACCCGACAGCCCGAAUUCGAUUCCCGGCCACGGCUAACAUCGGUGGCCGAGUGACAUCUGCACCGGUCUCCCGGCGUGCCCCGCCACCCCUUCUUGGGUCGCCCAACAUUGAGCAGUGCAGUGACGUAUGGUCAAACGGUCACCAAGGUCACCACAAGCUUCGAGAGCCUUCAUCCAGCAGUAGAUUGAAGGGCUCUUAACCUUUGUAAAGUCCUCGCCAUGUAGUGACUUUCGGGGGGGGGGCGGUUGUUUAGCCAUACUUCACACCAGUCGGUCCCGCUUCAGACACCACUCGCUAAUGAUAGCCGUCGCCAGGAGUCGAACUCGGGUCGCCAAGUUGAUAAUGUAAUGAGCUGACUAUUGCACCACUGCUCCUCAUGAGUAAGGUUUAUCGUAUUUAAAAAGUGAAGUAUAGAUGUUUUAUUCGCUAUGCAGUGACUAACCCUUUUGCCCCCCCCCCCCAACCCGAUGAAAAUAUAAUGGGACAGUCUGGUGACCCGAUUGGGCAUCGCGUGGGGUCUGUACCAUCGUCUUGCACGGGGUAGUUUUGUUCACACGCUAAGAACAAUAUUAUUGUCAAAUACAGAAAAGAAAAGAAAUCUAAAUAUAUAAACAUUAAAACAACUGUCAGGGAUUGCGCGUUUUUUUAUUAUUGGUCAUUGUGGGUUUGGUGGGUCACGUGAUAUCAUCAUUGUCGUGGGGGGAGCCAUUCUCCGUUAACUGUAAGGAUAAGGCGAAUGUGGAUUGCAUCCGUCGUGAAAAUGUGACCGAGAUCGUAAAGUUGACGAUUCCACGGUGGUUUGUGUGGGUGCUAUGCGAGUGACAGAAACAAUAUUUGGAUUAAACUCGUAUCGCAAACUUGUACAGCGCUACAACCCUGCAGCCUUGUGAGAGACUAGGGCCAGUGUUCGCGAGCACCGAUGUAAACGCACAAAGACGGCGCAUCAUGUCAAUCCGUGUGAACGUUUUUGUAUCGAUGCAUGCAUCGUGCGCAACUUCUAAAGCACACACCAGUCGGGUGCAUGUUUGGUUUUUAGUUCGCGUUUAGGGUCUAACCUGAAUGUGUUGUUGUGAACUGUGAAACUAUAAAAACAAUGUUUUAACCCGGUAAGCCUCAAUGAGCUAUGUUGCUCUUUUCAAAAGCAAUCUGGCCACAAAUCGUAACUGAACGAGAAGUGGCUUACCGUGUGGAAAUGCAAAGCAACCAGAUACUCUAAACGCGUGUUUGUCUAAAUGUGGAGGGAAUAGCCGGAGAACACGCUAAUAUACAGCAGCCAUCCGGGUCGGGGUCCAACCCCACGACCUGCUGUAUACCGGGCGAAGUAGUUAACAUCUCCGAGCCGCCGCAGCAGCUCUCCGCCACUCGCCCGAUGCAGCCAAACAAACGACAUUGGCUGCUGUUUUGGCCACCGAGGGUCUGAAUAGUUUCAUGAUUCCAAGUUGCAUGUUUUUGUUUAAACCAGUCUCGUUUGCAAGCGUGUCAAAAAGCAGAGCAAAUACAAAAUGAAGUUAUUACGGCAAUUAGAAAUCGGAACAAAAACGACUUUGUCACGCGAUAAUUCGCGUGAGGCUUCAUUGCACGAACGUCAAUGUUGUUGUGCACUCACUGCCGCCCAAGUCGGCAGUGAGUGCGGGGACUGUUUGUGAUCGAGAUUGUAGCACGAUGACGCAAUUAAGUCGCAGGCAUAUUAAACAUAUAUGGGGAGGGGGGGGGGGGUGACAGUUGUACGAACGUGGAACCAGACGAGAAUCACUUACAAGUGAUGUGAUCGUGAUAGGACAGUCGUCAGAGGACACAGAGAAAGAUCCCCCGUAUAGCCUGAACAGGCUGUCGUGGCAAGUGCUGUAAGCGAGCACCUAUCACGAGGGGGUGGGCACCACACCCGGCCACCUUUGUUUAAUUGCACAUCGCAGCACCACGGACUCAUUUAAAGGCAGUUCGAGCCAGGGAGAUCA
Molecule: messenger RNA, 5954 nt
Organism: Lethenteron reissneri (Far Eastern brook lamprey)
Lineage: Eukaryota; Metazoa; Chordata; Hyperoartia; Petromyzontiformes; Petromyzontidae
Product: GTP-binding protein Di-Ras2-like
Biological process (GO): signal transduction
Cellular component (GO): membrane
Molecular function (GO): GTPase activity; GTP binding
Source: RefSeq, a predicted model, not a curated record